Molecule: messenger RNA, 3759 nt
Organism: Hemicordylus capensis (graceful crag lizard)
Lineage: Eukaryota; Metazoa; Chordata; Lepidosauria; Squamata; Cordylidae
Product: oocyte zinc finger protein XlCOF22-like
Exons: 7
Coding region: 764-2866 (700 amino acids)
Source: RefSeq, a predicted model, not a curated record
UCCCCUUCCUGGCUUGGCUCCUCCCCCAGAAUCUGCCUUUUGAACAUGCAUGCCUAAUUAGCCUCCCCAGAGAGGUGUGGGGAAAGGGCUCUCCACGCGCGUGGUGCUGAUCUGUGCUGGGGGCAGGAGGAAGGCGUGUGGCUGGAGGGGCCGGAUUAUGUUGUUGCAUGUUAAGGCACUCAAUAUCAUCUUCCUGCGUAUAACUUGUUGUUGUUGCAAAUGGUCUUCUGAGGCAAAUUGGUAAAUUUGUGAAAAAUGGAAAAAUCUGAACUCCGGCCAGUGAUAAAGUACCUGUCCCUGAGGAGGUUCAUGCCGAUAAGCAGCAAACUCUGGUGGAGAAUGCACUAACCUAUUUGACCGUUGUGAAGUGGCAGAGAGAAUUCGGGUUUGGCCGAUAAUCAUGUGGAGAUGGAGAAUGCACAGGAUGGCCCUCAACAUCCACCAUGCAGAAAAACAUCAACAGUGUGUGUGAUCUCAUGAUGCAGGACAGGAGAAUGGCAGUCAGGACAAUUGCUGACUCCAUGGGCAUCUCAGUUGGCAGAGACUUUGAUGGAACCACAUUCCAGCUGAAGCAGGUCUGAGUGAAGGCAAAAGUCUCGGUGGGGGAUCUAGCCCUUGGACAACUCGGAGAGAAAACAGGAGUUAGGCAAAGGGCUCAGAACCUCAGACAGCUCCGAGGGGAGGCAGGAGAGACUUAGCUGGAACCUAACACCAGAGCAGAGUUCUUGGUCCUGCCGUGUUAUCUUUGUGAGGUCACAUAACAAUGAAAAUAGAGGAGCAAGACCCCAUCGCCCUUACCUUAGGGGAGGGAUCAGGAAGAACAGGAGAAACCCCUCAUCUUAUCCAGGUUCAGAGUACUGGGGAAGAGGUUAAACGGGAAUCAGAUGAAGGGACGCUUCUACACUGGGACGCACAAUGGCAGGAGUUCCUGGAAUCCCCUCACGCCGGCUUGGGAGCCCCACAGUUCCCAGAGGAACCUGCCCCAUGGAAUGACGCUACCACUUUCCUGGCUUCCUUUGAGCAAGUGGCCGAAUCCUGUCAGUGGCCCAGAGAAGUGUGGGCAACUCGACUCCUGCCAGCCCUCAGUGGAGAAGCGGAGCAGGCCUUUAGCAGGCUGGAUGCUGAAGAUAGAUGGGAUUAUGGGAAGGUGAAGGCAGCCAUCUUGCGAGGAGACAUCAUGAGAAGGGAGAAGCAACGUCAACACUUCCGGCGUUUCUGCUACCAAGAGGCCGAGGGGCCCAGAGGGGCUUACAGGAGACUGCAAGAGCUUUGCCAUGGGUGGCUGAAGGUCGAGAGAUACUCCAAGGAGCAGAUCCUGGAGCUGCUGAUCCUGGAGCAAUUCCUGGCCAUUCUUCCCCCAGAGAUCCAGAGCUGGGUGAGGGAACAUGGCCCAGAGACCUGUUCCCAGGCAGUAACCCUGGCUGAAGAUUUCCUACUGAGACAGCGAACGGCCGAGAGACAGGAAAACCAGGCCCUGCCGUUAUCGGCUGCCCCACCCUCUGAGCAAGAGCAGACUCCAGAGCGUGACUCCAGGAGGAGGUGGCUGCGUGGGGAGCCCAAGCAGGAGGGUGAAGAAGGCAAUGAAGCUGAAAGCAUAAGAGAAACUGUGGUGGAGAACUUCCUGCUGGAAGGCCUUCCUUCAGAAGAAACAUUGGAAAGUUCACUAGGAGGAUUCCGAGAGAAUAUUUCCAUCCUGACGGAGCUGGCUGAGAGGUUUGUGUGUGAGCAUGAGGAUGAGGCAGAACCCUGUGAGAUUUCUGCAGAAGGAACUGACGAUCCAGAAGUGGAGGAGGACUCCAGGAAUCCAAAUGGACCCAAGACACAGCAGGAAAAAACAGCAGAAGCAAAGGAGAACAGGGGGAAUGCAUGGGUUGUUUGCCAGGUCAAAAGUUGUCAUGAAACUCCAGGCCAACAGAAAAUACAGAAGGCAAAGAGAAAGUGCCAAGGGUGUGGGAAAGGCUUUGCAUCUACAGCAGGGCUAAGGAAACAUCAGAGAGUCCACACAGGAGAAAAACAUUACCACUGCGUGGAGUGUGGCAAGAGCUUCCACACAAGCACCCAGCUCACACUGCACCGGAGGAUCCACAUGAGGGAGAAGCCCUACAAAUGCCUGGAGUGUGACAAGAGGUGCAGCAGCAAACCGGCCCUUAUUUCGCAUCAGAGAAUCCAUGGAGGCGAAAAGUCUUACAGAUGCACUAAGUGUCGCAAGAGCUUCAGCUCAAGCGCGUGCUUGAUUGAGCAUCAGUGCACGCACACUGACGCGAAGCCGUACAUGUGCCUGGAGUGCAGCAAGACCUUCAGGCGGAAAGACCAUCUCGUUCUGCAUCAAAGAAUCCACACGGGGGAGAAACCUUACCACUGCAUGGAGUGUGGCAAGAGCUUCCGCACAAGCACCCAGUUCACGUUCCACCGGAGGAUCCACACGGGGGAGAAGCCCUACAAAUGCCUGGAGUGUGACAAGAGGUUCAUCAGCAAACAAGAACUUAUUUCGCACCAGAGAAUCCACGAAGCCAAAAAGCCUUCCAGAUGCUCUGAGUGUCGCAAGAGCUUCAGCUCAAGAGCGUGCUUGAUUGAGCAUCAGCGCACGCACACUGAUGUGAGGCCGUACGUGUGCCUGGAGUGCGGCAAGACCUUCAGGCGGGGAGACCAUCUCGUUCUGCACCAAAGAAUCCACACAGGGGAGAAACCGUAUCGGUGUCUGGAGUGUGGCAAGUGCUUCAGGCAGGGCUCCAACCUCACUUUGCAUCAAAGAAUCCACACAGGAGAGAAGCCCUAUCAAUGCCUGAGGUGCGGGAAGAGCUUCAUUGGCAAGUCAAGCCUCACUUCGCAUCACAGGACCUGCCCGGAGGUAAAACACUGUAAAUAAUUGGAUUGUGGAAAGGACUUUAUGCAGGCAUUCACCUACAGGAUAGAUAAAUCACACAAAGACAGUUUUGCCCAUGGACAGAAGAACUACCCUGUUUACCCAAAUGCGAGACGGGAGGGCAGUUCACAGGACCAUCAACUGGGCAGGAGAUGAGUCUUACCCAUUUUCGGGAGCUGGGUAUGCUCCUGUUUUGUGAUCAUUGUUUGAUACAAACAAGUCAAGUGAUGAGGAGUAGAAGUUGGUGUCUCCCAUGUGUCUCUUUCUAGAUAACGAGCCCCUUGGGACAGGGAAUGAAUGACCCUCCUACCUGGGCAAAGAGAUAUCCUUUAAAGUGGCAGCUCUCUUAUCUUUAGCAGGGGGAGAGCCACUGUCCCUGUUUAUAGCCCAGCAUCUCAUCCUUCCCAGUGACUGCUACUGGUGUCUCCCUUGUGUUUCUUUCUAGAUUGUAUAUCCCUUUGGGGGUAAGGAGUUGAUUACUCUUGGAACUGGGCAAAGAGACACUUUCUAAAGUGGUGGCUCUCUUAUCUUUCGCAGGAGGGGAGCAACUGUCCGUAUUCAGCCCAGCCUAGCAUUUCUCCCAGUGGCUAUUGCUGGUGUCUCCCCUCUUUUGACUGUGAGCCGCUUUGGGACAGGGCACCAUUUUCUUAUUCCUUUUGCUCUGUAGACCGCUUUGAGAGCUUUCUUUUUUGUUGAAAAGUGGUAUAUAAAUAUUCAUAUUAAUAAUAACUAAUAAUUUCUUUAUUUGCUUUCUAAUAAGUUGACAUGUUUUCGAUUUCACCUGUUAGAUAAGGAAGGAGCAGGCUUUCUCUUGUAUGUAAUACAGAAGACUCAAAGUCCUCUAUAUUGCAAAUGCACCUGCUUGAAGGUUUGUAAACAAUAAAAUGUUAAAAGUU